Messenger RNA from Nicotiana tabacum (common tobacco), 1469 nucleotides. RefSeq names its product protein VTE6, chloroplastic. Gene Ontology annotation, cellular component: chloroplast inner membrane. NCBI's taxonomy places the organism in Eukaryota, Viridiplantae, Streptophyta, Magnoliopsida, Solanales, Solanaceae. The record is from RefSeq and is a predicted model, not a curated record.
GGGGGUACAAAUGACACAUUUGCGAAACCCAGGUGUCUGUGAAAUUACCCCAACAAGAUACUGCCUUCGGCUCCAGUAAAGUCGACUCCACGGUUUCCGGAAUCUAACGUCAAAAUCUGUAAACUUAAAAAAAAUGGCUUUUUCAACUCUUUGUUCAUCGCCGGGACUCCCAUUACUUCUCCAUUAUCAAAAACCAAAAUUUUCGUUUUUCAACUCAAAUCUCCAAAACACAUUGAACUACUUUCCUCAUUCCUCAACUCUAAACCCUAAACAUCAAAUUAAAAUGUCAAAAACAUCAUCGAUCAAAGCAUCAGUGACUGACUUGGGAAUUAUUGAAAGAGCAAUUCAAUUGGUUCAAUCUUCACCACCUACGUGGCAAUCUGCUUUGCUUAGUAACGUAAUUAUCUUCACUUUGGGUUCUCCACUUUUAGUCUCUGGUCUGUCACUUUCUGGUAUUGGGGCUGCUUUCCUGCUUGGUACUCUUACUUGGCGUGCUUUUGGGUCUUCUGGGUUUCUUCUUGUUGCCACAUAUUUCGUUAUUGGUACAGCUGCGACUAAGGUGAAAAUGGCUCAGAAAGAGGCUCAAGGGGUUGCAGAGAAGAGAAAAGGAAGGAGAGGACCUGGAAGCGUGAUCGGCUCCAGUGCAGCCGGUUGUGUUUGUGCAUUUUUAUCGAUUAAUGGAAUUGGUGGGGAGGCAUUUACUCGCCUGUGGGAACUUGCAUUUGUAGCCAGUUUUUGUACUAAGUUGAGCGACACUGUCUCGAGCGAGAUAGGAAAGGCAUAUGGUAAAACAACGUAUCUUGUCACCACAUUCAAGAUAGUGCCUCGGGGUACUGAAGGUGCUGUGAGUGCUGAGGGAACCUUCGCGGGGCUUCUUGCUUCAGUUCUCCUUUCAUUUGUUGGCUAUCUAAUGGGUCAGAUUAACGCACCUGGGGCUGCUAUAUGUGUAAUUGCCUCCCAGAUAGCAAACUUUGGCGAAAGUCUAAUAGGUGCUUCACUUCAAGAGAAAGAAGGAUUUCAAUGGCUCAACAAUGAUGUUGUCAAUGUCAUCAACGUAUCCUUGGGAAGUAUUUUGGCCGUCUUAAUGCAACAAAUAAUACUCCAAAGUUAACGAACCUAUGCACCUACUUGAAGCAUGAGCUUGAAUUGCCACUUCUUAUUGCAUACUUACCAUAUUCUCAAGAUGCAAAAGAGAUCUUUAAUGGGAUUUACAGGUCUACAAUACCAUCCGAAUCAGAAUCAAGACUUGGUUGAUCGGCAUGUUAAUUGUUAUAGUCGAGAAACAAUUCUGCAUAUCCAUGCCCCCCCCCCCCCAAAAAAAAAAAAAAAAAAAAUUUACCAAAUAUCCAGCAUUGCACAUUUCAGUGUCAAUGUAUUGUUUCUUAGUCAUUUGGCAAAAAUAUCCAGCAUUGCACAGUUUUAUGGUUGGGGUUACUCACUUGAUAAUUUAUGGAAGAUCCAAUUGUCAG